Rotaria sp. Silwood2 is the source of this 486-nucleotide messenger RNA. The record is from the annotation of a GenBank genome assembly. Lineage: Eukaryota; Metazoa; Rotifera; Eurotatoria; Philodinida; Philodinidae.
AUGAUUAUCACCGACGCUCAAAUCAUUAUCGUGCAUCAUCGUCAAUCCACAAAUGCAUCAUUUACCUAUAAAAAUCGAUCAACAUAUAUUUUACCAUUGGGAAAAUUAGAUAAACUUACAGAUAAAUAUCAACUCAAACGAGUAGUGGAAGAAAAUCAAUACGAACAACUUCAUAAACAAGGUAAAUGUGAACAUUUUCAACCAUUAGCUAUUUAUAGAUAUUAUCAUACUCAUAAUCAAACAUCUAUGGACGUACUCGAUAACUUGAUCGGCUAUGCCAAGGAAGUAACAAACUACACCAUUGAUACCGAAGACCAAUUUCAACCAUCACCUCAAUCAUCGAAACAAGCUUUAUUACAAAUUGAAUAUGUUUAUGAAAAUAAUCCAUCAAUUUUAUUAAUCAUUGAAGUGAUGCAUUUGCCAAAACGCAAUGAGCCAACAUUUAUUAAAAUUAAACAAUUAUUAAAAAUUAUUUUUUCAAAAUAA